Amoebophrya sp. A25 is the source of this 1022-nucleotide messenger RNA. Lineage: Eukaryota; Dinophyceae; Syndiniales; Amoebophryaceae. The record is from the annotation of a GenBank genome assembly.
ACGGCGUCUGCAGCUGCAUAGCCAACUACUAUGGUCCCAGCUGCGAUCUGCAGUGCCAAUGCGUAUCGAAGGGCACGGCCAAGUGCAACGACGGGGUGGACGGGGACGGAUCCUGUCUCUGCAAGCCCCACUUCGCUGGCGCGACGUGCAACAUGUGCGAUACAUUCUACUACGGAGAUACUUGCGAACACAUGGGCCAUCCAAAGCUCACAGAACUAGAAACCAAAGCAUUGUCAAUUUCGAACUUGGUGAAGGGCGUCGUGUGCGGCGGACAUGGUAUUAACUUUUAUUUUGUAUCUGUCUCUUUUUAGUAUUAACUUCUCUAAAAACUGCAACAUUGACCUUCAUGUUGUUCUUCUUGUUCUUGUUCUCGUAUACGUAUGUAAAUGUAUGAUUUAUUACUUGUAGUGUGACUUUAUUCUUUAUUUUCAACAUGCCGAUGAGAUUUUCUUAGCAGUUAUCUCAUGUAGUACCCAUCUGCGACUGCGAUCGCUUUUCAGGUUCGAUCCUCUUCGAUGUGAAUUCGCAGAGCGGACUUGUGACGCCGACAGGAUGCGCGUGCGACAAAAACUACUUCGGAAUGAAGGAUUUCACGUGGCCUUAUUCCACAGAUUGCACUAUGUUAGACGCCAUAUCGUUGUCAAGCGCUGCUGCGGCCAUGAGGGGCCAUUCCGGUUGCGUGCAGAAGGGCGCGUCGUCGUAUGCCACCACCGCUUAUCAAGUACGGUGCGAGAGCCCAUGCCUGUGCAAUCCAGUAGGCACGGAGCACUGCAUCAAUGAGCAGUUCCAGACCACACGUCAGGGAGAAUGCACUUGUAAGCCGACGUUUACGGGGACGACGUGUCAUCAGUGCGUGCCCAACUACUACGGCGACAACUGCGACAUCUUCUGUUCGCCUGAAGUGACCUGUCAAGGACGCGGACAGUGUAGCGAAACCGGUCUUUGCGUGUGCGAGAACGGCUGGUUCGGCACCAACUGUGAGCGUCUCACGUGUAUGAGCUGCAACGGCUUCGGUAGCAACG